AUGUUGUUCUCCAAGACCAUUUCCUCCGCCGUCGCCAUUGCUUUGGCCACCAUCGCCACAUCCUUUGUCGAAGCCUCGCCUAUCCGCAUUCCCGAGGGCCUCGUUGCCCGCUCGGUCGAGUCCGCUGCCGCUGACGCUUCUGCCGCUGCCUUUGUCCCUCUUAGCAAGAGAUCUUGGACCGCCGAAGAGAUUGAAGAGCACCAUCAAUGGGUCAAGCGCUCUAGUGCUGGAAUCAAUGACUGGAGCUGCGUCCCUGCUGCUGGCAAGCUCCCCAUCGUCCUUGUUCAUGGCCUGAUCGCCAACAAGGACGACAACUGGAUCUACAUGGGUCCCCGCUUGAAGGCUUCUGGAUACUGUGUGUACAGCUUUACCUACGGAACUCUCCCCGGGAUCUACCUCAUUGCCGGUCUGGACAAGAUGGAGAACGGCGCUGCCCAGAUGUCGGCCUUUGUCGAUAAGGUCCUAGCUGCGACCAAGGCCACCAAGGUUGAUCUGGUUGGUCAUUCCCAGGGUUCGCUCAUGCCCCGUUACUACCUCAAGUUCUUGGGCGGUGCCGCCAAAGUUAACAAGUUUGCGGCCUUUGGAACGAUUGCCUAUGGAACCACUUUGAGUAGUGUUGUUCCUUUCUUGACCUCCCUCGGUUUGUAUGAUCCCAUCUAUAAGAUCCUCGACCCAGUCUGCGCAUCCUGCUUCCAAUUCCUCAUCGGUUCCGACUUCCUCAACAACCUGAACGCCGGCGGAGAUUCUGUCCCUGGAGUCCAGUACCAGUUCAUCGCCUCCAAGUACGACGAGAUCGUCACCCCUUACACCAACGGCUUCUUGCGUGACAACAACCCUGCUGUCAAGAACGUCGUCCUCCAGGAUCUUUGCAGCCUCGACGUCAGCGAGCACGCCCUCCAGAUGCUGGAUCCCAUCGUCUUCCACAAGAUCCUCGCCUUCCUCUCCCCCUCCGCCCCCCAGACCGUCAACUGUCUCUCUGCCCUCUCCUAA
This is a messenger RNA of Linnemannia hyalina, 990 nucleotides long. The record is from the annotation of a GenBank genome assembly. Lineage: Eukaryota; Fungi; Mortierellomycota; Mortierellomycetes; Mortierellales; Mortierellaceae.